CUGCGUCGAUUUCUGCGCCGCUGCGCGUGCUCGGACUCUGCGCGCGCGGGCCCUUUGGAGCGCGUCCCAGCUCCGUGGUAGCGUCCCGACGUCGUCCGAUGCCCGUGUGCCCCUAAAGUGGACUAAGCUGCGCCGCCGGUUGCCCCUACCCUGCGUCGUGUGUGCGCGCGCCAGCCCAAGGCCGAGCGGCGGCGAUGUCGUACGGCCAGUUCGGUUACUCGUCGUCUUCGCAGCUGAUGGGCGGCGGCGGCUCGGGCCACUCUCCGUCUCCUGCAACGGCGGCGUGCUGCGAACCGGCGCGUCCGCUGGUCGGCGAGUCCCCCGGCGCUGCGCCGGUGACGGCGGCCUCCGGGCCCGUGUGCUCAUUGCCGGCGGCCGGCUCGUACGACUCGCGCCUGCUAUCCAGCUACCCUCAGCUGGCCACGCCGCGCUUCUACAAUGCCGGCUACGGGGACCAGGCGGCCGCAGCUGCUGAUUACGCGAACCUUGCCGUCGACUCGUCCGCCUUCUACCCGACACUGAAUCCAGCGUACACAAUGAAAGAAGCCGCUGAUCCGUGGAGGGGCAUCACGCAACCAGCGUCCUAUUACUACGAUCCGGCUUUGGCUGCAUACGGGUACGGCGGCCUUGAUUUCAACGGCGCACGCAGAAAAAACGUGACUAGAGAUUCGACAUCCACAUUGAAGGCUUGGCUCAACGAACACCGAAAGAACCCUUACCCCACAAAAGGAGAAAAAAUAAUGCUCGCCAUCAUUACGAAGAUGACUCUAACUCAGGUGUCCACGUGGUUCGCAAACGCGCGACGCCGGCUCAAGAAGGAGAAUAAGAUGACCUGGGAGCCGCGCAACAAAGCCGAUGCCGACGACUCGGGCGCCGAGGACAAGAAGGACGACGAGGACACCCUGGACGAGCGCACAGCCAGCGUUCAAGACCCCAUGCGUCGCAGCGAUUCGACCAGGUCCUACUGCAGUUUGUCCGCACUGCAGCGUUCCCGGGAAAGCACGUUACGACCGCCCCAGACAUCGGCGGAGGUGGACCACGAGACUUCCGAGAUGCAGUCUUCCCAGCCACACCGGGCCAACGCUGGCUCAGAUCUCCACCAGCAGCGGCACAGCUACGGCCACUCGGCGAACCCGUACGCCCUCGGGGGCACGUCUCGGUCCCCAAUCCUCAACGGCAUCAUGUCUCUGGCGCCACCAAACUCACUCACGGGAUACACACCGGCGGCAUCCUCGGACAGCCCGUCGCCAGACCUCCAGGGCCUCGAAUCUCUUAUGUCCAAGUCGUCACCGAACGCCGCGGACGACUCGUCGGGCGCCGACAGCGCGCACAACAAGCCCAAGAUCUGGUCGCUGGCUGACACCGCGACGAGCAAGAGUCCCCCUCCACCGCUGCCGUGCUCGGGCCAAGCGCAGGGGCCUCCGGCCAGCGGUGGGCAGCCCAAGGAUACUGCAGGAGGCGCCGCCAGCCACGGCUCGGUACUGGGCUGGUUUUCCGGGGGAUACCACCAUCGGGCCGGCGGUGGAAACACGCCCACUUCAGCAGCUGCGGCGGCUGCGGCGGCUCACUUCGCCAGUUACGGCAGCAAUGGAUUCAGUCCCGGAGGAGCCGCGCCACAGACGGACACGCCGCCGCAGACGCCCCCCAACGCCAAGAUGGGCGCCACUGGAUCCUCCUCGCUUCCUUUCCACCUGGGCUCCGGCGGCUACUUCCAGGGCCAGAGCUCCGCCUCGCACCUCUACCUGGGCCAGGCGUCGGCCUCCGCGCCGCACUCGCACAUGGGAGUUGACAAGUCGUCGUCGUCGUGCGCCGGAGGCCCCAUCUACCGGGCCGCUGGGGGCUACGCGUCAUCGGCACCCGCCGCCAUCAUGGCCGCCGCUGCCGGAAGUCCCUGCGCCGACGGAGCCUCUUCCUCUUCCCGCUCGUCGUCCUCGGAGGACGAGUUCGCGCCGCCGCAGCACUACGGCCCCGCGGCCGCGGUGCCCGGCGCCAUGGCCGACGGCCUGCCCUGAGCUGUGAUCGCGCUGGCACUAGCCGUGUGUGAAAGUGGACUCCGGGGGCUUCGGCCCGAAGAAGAUGUCGCCCCUUCCCUCCCCUCCGCACCCAGGGGGGAGCGUCGACCUUGGCAUCGAGGACGAGGGCCGACGCGACCGCCUCCCACUGUCGUACACUUGUCCAUCGCCAUUCGGACUAGAGUGUCACUUCUCAUACGGUGUAGAUGACGGCGGUGCAUCAGAAUGCCGUCGGAACUGCUUUGGCCGGUGACAUCUCGCUUUAUUUUUCUCGGUUCGCACGGUGGUAUGAAUUCUCGGUUGCACUGAGACAGCAUUUACACAAAUCAUUCAGCGCCUCCUAGCUACGGACUGAUGUCUCAGGGUGGCUCGAAGGAAACAGAUCGCGGUGCGUUGCAGGCAGGAAAAUGACCUCUGUGAUGACUCCAUCAAGGUCCUUGCCGCAGUUUCUCAUAGUUCCUCUUUGUCGAGAACAAAGAGUAACAUCGAGGGAGGGGGGGUCUUAUAUGAAAAGCUGUGCGUGAAUGCGUGAUAUGCAAGAAGGAAAUAUGUGCUGUCAUCGCUUAUUUAAGCAAGGGGCUAAAGGUGGAAUUCGAUAGCAUUCAGGCCACUUGUAGCGCUUAAGUAAGACGUUAUGUUUGCAUUGUUCUUACAGGUCGACGUAUGAGCGUACAAACACGUCUUUACUCACCCGUGCACUGGUAAGCGAAUGCUUGAGUAGUGUGGCGUAUACACAGUAUUUCGCGUCUAAUUUCAAUUUGUUUGUAUAGAGAAGAAUCCCUUUUACAAAAUGAGGGCUGUUGAGCGUUUUUCUUUUCUUUUUCUUUUUGCAAAACUUCCCAAGUAUCAUGCCACUGUUUCACGGCACAGUCACUCUCCUUUUACUGUAGUAAAGGUCGGACAAUUUGGUUUUACCACACCGGAAAUGAAACGUGAACUUGCUGUUCUUGUUUAUAUUCAAUAUAAAAUGUUUCAGUAGCUGUGCCAAUUAAUUUAUUUUGUGCAAGACACUAGUUCAGUCGACCGUUGUUUUUCUAGCAAAGAUUAGGUGGAUACAUGACGUGACGAGAGCCAUAGCGCGAGAACAAUAAACGAAUGCUGUAAUGUGUGUUACAGUAAGUGGGCUUGUUUUUAUCUUACGAAGUUUAGUGCGACAUUUGGAGCAGACAAUAACUGCCUUUGCAAAGAAAUACCACGUAGACGCACCGCGGCAAAUGUGUGGUUUCUCGUUUUCGUAUAGUGAACUCAAUUGAUUAUUGGUUGUUUGGUGAGAAAAGGGAAUAAGACCGCACCUUAACUCUCUCUAGCUGGGCGCUGGCACCUGGUAUGAGGGUUGUUGUAUUGAGCGGAGUUUAGAGGUUUGUAGUGGUUAGAUAUUAAACAAUAGGGGAAUUGAAUUCUGAGGUUUUACAUGCCAUAACCACAAUUUGAUUCUGAGGCACGCCGUAGCGGGUGACUGCGGAUUAAUUUUGACCACCAGGUUAUCUUUAACGUGCGUCAAUGCACGGGACAUGGGCGUUCUAGCAUUCCGCCCCCAUCUAUUUGCGGCCGCCGCGGCCGGUAUUUGAUCAUUCGACCCCGUGAUUAGCAGCGCAACACCAUAGCCGGUAAGUCAUUGUGGCGGGUUAAACGAUAGGGAGAAGAGAGAAGAAAAUAUACGCUAUAUAAACUGUUAAAGUUGCAUAGGUAAUACAGUUUUAUUUUGUUUAAAUAAGGUGAGACAUGGCAGACCCCAACAUUAGUAUACGUGUAACAAUACGUUUUUAUAGCUCUUAUCGGAAUCGUUUCUGUGAAUUAAGAGAUAGAGCGACAUAGUAAAUGCCCACUCUGUGCAAGCUAUGCACAAUGAGACAAAAACUAUGUAUACCGCUGCGAGAAACGCGCAUGUGGCGGUGUUUAGCGACGUCUACAAAUAUGGCCGAAGUUCUUGAACAAAUAUAACUAAUAUCUUGUGUAUUUGACGAGGGUUACUGUAUUCAUGGAAUCUCAGUAUGAUGUUGUGGUCGGAUAAUCCUGGGUGGAAUUGUGUUUCUGUGCUGGUGAAUCUCCUUGGGACGCACACAUCACGCAAGCAUACCACACAAGCGGUGUCGCAUCUCUUAUAUUGCCUGCCUCCCAUGUUUAUAUGCUGGGUAAAGAGAAAGAAAAGAUUGAGGGUGUGAUUAACGAACGGCUUUGUGAAUUGUUUGUUUGAAAUGAAUUUGAAAUGUGAAUUGUUUUGUUUUGAAAUGACAACUAAACAUGUUCAGGUCGUUAAUGGCGAAGAGACGUCCGUGGACAGAUUCUGCUCGUUGUUAACGUGAUUGCAAAAAAUAAGGGAAAAAAAAAGACAGCCUGGAUUAGUGUUUGUUCAGCAGAUGUCCUUGCAGUCUCCUAAAUGGUGGUUGCAGCAACUUGUACAGCUGACGGCCUAUAUAUGACAGCCUUAUUGGACAACUACUAGACAGAAGCAGAUACAUCCCUUUGCAUUAACAGCUGAAUGUGUUAAUUACGCGUGAAAAAGUCUGUCUGGCUUGUUUAUAGCCGCUGCAAAUUCUGUGACAUGAUUGCGGUCAAACAGAGAAAGGCGAUCUUAGUGGAGCUUCCGCGGUUCAUAUCUCAUUUUAAAUGGCUGGGACAGCAUGGUUAUUAUUUUUUUUUCUCUUGGUGCCUACGUAAUGAAUCUCUGCCAUCAAGUAGAUGUGCACUCUUGGGGCAAAGUUUAUGUACAUUGUCGUGCUUUCCCUCCCAAAACAACACCCGCCCCCUCCCAACCCCCGUACAUAACUUGCAGAAAUCAAAGAACUGGACGCAGUGGGUCAUGUUCACAACUGUCUUGUUCGUUUCGAAUUGAAUUCUGGGGGUUUACGUGCCAAAAGCACGAUUUGAUUGUGAGGCAUGCCGUAGUGCGGGACUCCGGAUUAAUUUUGAUCAGCAGGGGACCUUUAAUGUGCCCCCAAUGCACAGAACACGGGCGUUUUUUUUGCAUUUCGUCCCCAUCGAAAGGCGGCCGCCGCGACCGGGAUUCGAUCCCGCGACCUCGUGCUUAGCAGCGCGGCACCAAAGCCGCUAAGCCACCACGGCGGGUCUGUGAUGGAACUGGCGAAUGCAGAGGCACGGACGACGAAGAACUGAAUAAAUGCUCACAUGGCUGCGGCCUUCGUUGCGGAGUGUACUUUGAUUGUCUAUUAACUUCGGCUAUGCUGGUAGAGAUUGUGCAGUGUGCAGUUACUCUUGUGAAAUGUGAUUCGAAAGUGCACCUCUCCAACUGGAGGAAAGCAGAGCCUGCGAGGGGUAGAGAUUCUUUGUCCUCUGUGUCUUGUCCUUUAUUUUUUUUUUUUCUUUGUUUCUCGUGAUAUUCAAAAGAACGAUAAUACGGAAAGCACGUAAAGGAUAGAUAUGAUGAGGCGAAUUACCAAGUCCGCUUCAAUGCAUCAAUUCUUUUUGCUCGCUUCUACCCCAUUCUUGUCAUCCCGAGCGCCGAUCCAGAGCGCCGUCAGCGAUGAUCUUGAUGGUGUAGGGGCGUUGCCACCCAAGCCUAUGACGAAUGGCAGAGAAAAUUGGUCUGGAAUACAAACGGAAAAUAAUUGUUGUGUUGUUCCGGCCCGAGUAUAUGAGAGGGCGUAUUUAAUAAUUUUUUUUCUCGCGGUACAGUGUAAAUACGUCAUGUAGCGAAUCGUUAGGACGAACUAUAGCUGCGGGGAGGAGGCUGUCCACCCUGCUUAGAAGGUCUGUACAUUGUUUGAACUCCAGCAGAGAGAGAGAAAGGAGAUAUUUAAGUGGAAGUCUUCCAUUUCCAAAGGCGAGCAGGCGGUGGGCCGGAGCAAUAGCAACCAGCAGCGGCGACCAUUUAAGGGCGGGAAAUACGUGUGACGCGCACUCGUUUCUACGUUCUACCUUGUAUACGUUCCUCCCCUCCAGUUGACACAUGUUUACUGCAUAUGUAUAAGUGUAUUUGUACAUAAGUGUGAUCAAACGCGACAGUGUACACGAUUUGUGAAGGCUCUCGGGGCACCGUGCGACCCGCCGGCAAGGCCUCGCGUGCCCAUUCCUCGACAACGGGGCCACGCAGGCAGCGCGUGCCUCUGCCGGUGAGCUCGUGUUGCGCAGGUGGCCGCUUUCUUGUAGAUAUUGUUUCGUGCUAUACGACAUGUGUAAAUAUGUGGCAAAAAUGGAAAUAAAACAAGACAUGUGGAAAAACAAAGAAAAAAAAUUUUCA
This is a messenger RNA of Dermacentor silvarum, 6210 nucleotides long. Its product is annotated as iroquois-class homeodomain protein IRX-6. Gene Ontology annotation, biological process: neuron differentiation; cell development; regulation of transcription by RNA polymerase II. Bases 195 to 2012 code for a protein of 605 amino acids. The transcript has 7 exons. NCBI's taxonomy places the organism in Eukaryota, Metazoa, Arthropoda, Arachnida, Ixodida, Ixodidae. Gene Ontology annotation, cellular component: nucleus. The record is from RefSeq and is a predicted model, not a curated record. Gene Ontology annotation, molecular function: DNA-binding transcription factor activity, RNA polymerase II-specific; RNA polymerase II cis-regulatory region sequence-specific DNA binding.